AGCCGUGGGGCAGCCAUGGGGCGGGUGUGGGGCAGCCGUGGGGCAGGUGUGGGGCAGCCGUGGGGCAGCCAUGGGGCGGGCGUCCCGCAGGCGUCCCUGGACCAGCCGACGCAGACGGUGAUGAUGCACCGCACGGAGCCCACGGCGCAGCAGAACCUGGCGCUGCAGCUGGCCGAGAAGCUGGGGGGGCUGGUGGAGAACAACGAGCGCGUCUUCGACCACAAGCAGGGCUCCUACGGCGGCUACUUCCGCGACCAGAAGGACGGCUACCGCAAGGGCGACGGCGGCUACCUGCGGCGCGGCGGCUACCGGCAGCAGGAGCGCGGCUCCAACUACUGAGCCCUGCCCCACGGCGUGCCCCACGGAGCCGGCCCCACGGCGUGCCCCACGGAGCCAGCCCCACAGAUCCAGCCCCACAGAUCCAGCCCCACGGCACCCCCCCAAUAAAGCACCUGUGGGAAGCAGGG
This is a messenger RNA of Oxyura jamaicensis (ruddy duck), 467 nucleotides long. RefSeq names its product eukaryotic translation initiation factor 3 subunit C-like. Gene Ontology annotation, molecular function: translation initiation factor activity; RNA binding; translation initiation factor binding. Gene Ontology annotation, biological process: translational initiation. Lineage: Eukaryota; Metazoa; Chordata; Aves; Anseriformes; Anatidae. Bases 16 to 339 code for a protein of 107 amino acids. Gene Ontology annotation, cellular component: eukaryotic translation initiation factor 3 complex. The record is from RefSeq and is a predicted model, not a curated record. The transcript is spliced from 2 exons.